Messenger RNA from Lytechinus pictus (painted urchin), 432 nucleotides. Its product is annotated as tropomyosin-like. Lineage: Eukaryota; Metazoa; Echinodermata; Echinoidea; Temnopleuroida; Toxopneustidae. The record is from RefSeq and is a predicted model, not a curated record. The transcript has 2 exons. Bases 1 to 432 code for a protein of 143 amino acids.
AUGACGUCACAAAUCGACGAGCUCAAACAACUACGGGAGGCAGAUGGUGAGCUGUUUGAAGAGAUGAAAGUAAAACGAGACUUGGAAUUAAAGAACAAGGGCGAAGCAGAAGAAAAGUGUCGUAAAGCUCAAGAAAAGAUUGAAAAGCUUCAAAAGACAUUGAAGAUUAAGAGGAAGAAAAUAGUCAAAUUACAACAAGAGAGAGCGAAUCUGGCAACUCAAGAAGUAGAGACAAGCAGCACGGUUAACCCAAGGGAAACUGAGGCUAGGAGCCAGCAAAAUCGAAGCAGGCAAGAAACCUUGGAUAACGAAGACCUACAACAACAGCAGUUACAGCAGCAGCGUCAGCAGCAACUGCUACAACAAGAGCUGCAGAAGAAUCGCACUGCGCAUAUCACAUAUGAUAUUGCCGAGGUAUGCUUUGAUACUUGA